GUUGUUGCAGGACAAAAAAAAAAAAAAAACAUGAGGACCAUGCAUGUACUGAUGGUGGCAGUCUUGGUUUUGAUCCUCGUGACUCUGAAGGUUGAUGCUGAUGAUCAUGCAACAAUGAAGGAGGAGAAAGAGCCAAAACGGCAAUUUCUCAGCCAAACAGCUUUUGGUCGAAAGGCCAUCAAAGGUCGCCGUAAGGAUCAAGACGAGCUUGGUGAAAGCAAGAAGAGCUCUGCGAGUGGGUACAUGACAGAUUCAGAGAAUGAUGGAAGCGAUACAAUCAACAACAAUGAUAAUAAUUCUGGAUUGCAUCUCAAUAAUCAUCACUAUUUCACGGAUCCUCGAAAAUUACCUCAUCGCAAUUGAUACGAUCGAGCCAACAGAAUUAAUUAUUUGAAGAGUUGUAUGUUGUUAAAUAAGAGGUUGAUAAGCUCUUUUAAUUAUUAGAUAGCAGUCUUUGAAAUUCUCAAACUUGCUAACUUUAUACAAAAGAGUUGAAGAAUUUCAAAGUGCUUCUAAUAAUACUAAAAGAGUUUAACCUUGGUAAACCUCUUCAUAUGAUUAAUUGCCUUAUUAUAAAUAUGGUGUGUUGCACGCAUGCAGCUAGAUAGAUAGAUAUUAAAUAAAGUGGAUGUAAUCAGCGCGGCAUGUGUGUUUGUGUUUUAUAGAUAUAAUCGCUGUAAUAAGGGUGCUUCAACAUGAUUGUAAAGAUUCCAGUGUGAUCAUGUGCUAA
Messenger RNA from Prosopis cineraria, 730 nucleotides. RefSeq lists its product as uncharacterized. NCBI's taxonomy places the organism in Eukaryota, Viridiplantae, Streptophyta, Magnoliopsida, Fabales, Fabaceae. The coding region runs from base 31 to 363 and encodes 110 amino acids. The record is from RefSeq and is a predicted model, not a curated record. The transcript has 2 exons.